GUCUGGGGAUACAGAGACCCAGCCAUGAGCUCACUAAUUUCGCAUGUAAUUCAGUUAAUUUGAGCGUUCUGGUCGAAGCCGGAGAACAGUAACGUUUUUGUCAGCCUGAUGUAAGAAAGACCACCGAAAAGUACUGGCUUGGUAGAGACGGUGAAAAACAUGCAAAGCUCUGUUUAGACGCUAGCCAGUCGUCUUAAGAUUUAGUUUUGUUAUCCGUCGAUAUGUAUCUUCCGGGCGAAUGUUACAUUUACUAACCAUUUAAUUGCUCUGAAUAUUCAAUUAUUUUGAUGUUCCCGGGUUGCACCGUUUCUAUCCUUAACAUGGGUAAAUAUGGAUUUACCCAGAUUUCGGAUUUUUGGAAUUUUCGUCAGCUUUAUAUGACUCUACUUAAAAUCAAGUUUUCCCUGCCUGUCAAGGCGUUUGCAUGAUUGUUAAAGUUAUUUAAUGCGUUGAAAGUUCGCAGACAUCGUAAAUUAACGAUGAAAUUUGCCAAACUAGUUCAAAUUAUGAUCUUUUCAAUUUAGUUUAGUCCCAUUUAACCUGUCCAUGGAACGUCGUAUGAUGAAAUAGGGCCCUUUUAGUAGGCUUUUCCAAAAAAAAGUAAAACAGUUCUCCAAAUUCCCUGGCCUGCCAUUCUCGGUUAUAAUUUUUUUGUUUUGUGUUACAUUUACUUCAUUCAAGAUGAGAUGAUCGAAUUGCUUAUAUUAUCAUUAUCACUAUGACAAGCAACGGAAAGCCGCUAUUAAGGAGACCUUUACCUAUAAAAGGCAGUAAAAAUGUAGACAGUGGUGAAGCUGCUACUGCAGUUGAUGGACUUGUGGAGGAUCUGAAUGAGAUUUUCGACCGCAAUCUCAGCGAUAUUUAUCAAACAGCGGAAGAGAAUUCCUCGUACGCGCCGGAUGACUCGUUCAGUGGGGAGUCACAUGACUCAUACCCUCGAGUGGACAACAGACAAGUCAGUCCCAGAACAGCCUACUUGAAGAGUAUGAUGCGCAAGAAGGGAAGCCGGGCGAGAGAAUUCACCGAGGAAGACAUGUACCAGUUCGGCUCGUACAACUCGAAGGCGGGUCUGGCUCAGCCGUUCAGAGUGAGGGGUCCGAUGCCAUUCCACACUUCCCACAAUAUCAAACAACCCUCUGUAGUCUCACUCGCAUACUUGAACGCUUUUGAGGAUGCACAACAACAACAGGAAUUUUCAGCUGAGCAAUUUGAGGAAUCACAACUAGCAUCAGCUUCGGCGGAACAAUUCUCACUCCAGGAUUUCCAGCAACCCAUUCCACGAAGACCAGGUGGUCCUCGAUUAGUGAAGAGUGCUUUAAAAGAAGCAGUGUUAUCUAGACAUAAUUAUGAGAGACUGACCAAACUGUUCGCGGAUGAGGCAUUCAGGACCGAACAAGACCACGUGCAUCAGAUUCACUUUUCAGGUGAGGAAGUGCCAGCUAAAGCCAGUCGUAUCCCGUGGCGUCAGCUAGUGUUGGAGAUGGCUGCCAUUUUGAAAGAGGAAGCGGCCACUAUGCGAGACAGUGUGGCCACUGCGCAGAAGGCAUACAACAAGUUCAUCAGGACAGCGAAAGGAGCAGCUGAGAUUGUGGGCAGACAACCUGAACGAUUCGACAAUGUACUGAAAUCGGAGGAGGAUGUAUAUCAAUACACAACCGCCAAAUUUUUUGACAACAUAGAAAGGAGUGACUCGCCAAUUGAAAAAGUGGAGGAAUCGGCGUUGAUCACUUCGGACGAGUUGGCAGUACUGGAUGCAAUGGUGUGUGGUGGAGUGGCUCUCAGUCUCAAAGGACAGUUCCUGAAGACGCUACCUGAUUUGAGUCCACUCUAUAACACAUUGAAGUACAUCAAUCUGUCCUUCAACGAGCUAAAGUCGAUUCCAGAGGCACUUUUCUGCUUGCACAAUCUAGAGAUUCUGAAGAUGAGGAGCAACCCACUCACUAAUCUGCCUCAAGACAUCUCUCUAUUGUCGAAUCUGAAGUGUCUGGUACUAGCAUACUGCAACAUCAAAACAAUUCCACUAUCCCUCUUCGAACUGACAGAUCUAGAGAUACUGGAUCUGAGGUACAAUGUGUUGACAUACAUGCCAGCUGAAAUCAGACAGCUCAAGAAUCUGCGGGAGUUGAACGUGGAGGGCAACCAGUUGACUCACAUGCCCUGUGGUCUGUUGAGAUUGAGGAGGAUGACGUCACUAGCAGUGAGGAACAACUUCAUGCACCCUCUCUUGUGGAGAAAUCUCACCAAAGGCAACAAUGUGCAAAGCCUGAAAGAUCUGUGUUGCGCAGUGAUCACUCGCAGCAAAAUAGACAUACAUGCUGGUAGCAAGAAGCUACCCUCCAACAUACUCAACGUGCUAGAACCCGAGGGCGUAUGCGACUGUUGUGGAAGUGGAAUGUUCGGAGAGGGUCUGAAAGUGGUGAGACCUGCGAGGAAGAUAUUCGGGGUGACAAAUGUCCCCUUCCUUUUUGUAUCUUGCUCGCCCUAUUGUCUUACAGAAUUCAAUAACAACUCUAAGAAUACUGCAAAACAUAUCUACAAAGAGGAGUGAAAUCACAGUGAAAUGGUUGAAAGCUUACUGAACAAAUCAUGACGAGAGACAAAAAUCAGCGAGAAAUCAACAAAGUUUUUGUCAAAAUCAACAAAAUUUCAGUGACAAAUUACAGAAAUUGCAGUGAAAAACGAAAUUGUGUGAACACAUUCAUAAACGUGAUAAUUUUGAUUUAAAUGUCUUUUUUCAUCAAUAAGUUCGUUUUGUUCUUGUGAACAGUGUUUCUAUCAGUUUAUUGUUAGAUUUUUGGAAGGAGUUGAGCAAAAGGCACAAAAUAUAGACAAAAAGAUAAAUUAUGACUUGGAUAAAAAACCCAAGAAAGAAUUCAUAAAUCUAUUGCUAAAAAGAUUGAAAGCUAAAAACUGUAAAACUAAAGAUGAGUUCCAAAAAACUCAAAUAUCUUUCCUUAGAUUGAGGAAAUUAUUUUCGUUUUGAACAUAAAGUUGACCUAGU
Molecule: messenger RNA, 3001 nt
Organism: Symsagittifera roscoffensis
Lineage: Eukaryota; Metazoa; Xenacoelomorpha; Acoela; Convolutidae
Product: leucine-rich repeat-containing protein 63-like
Exons: 14
Coding region: 719-2548 (609 amino acids)
Molecular function (GO): protein binding
Source: RefSeq, a predicted model, not a curated record